AUGAAGUUCGCGAUCCUGCUGACCGCGCUUCUUGCGCUUCUCAACAUUGUCGCCGUUGACGCGCUCACAUGGAAAGAGGUUGCGAUCAACGCCCUCGGCUGCGCCGGCUUCUACGGCGCUGUCGCUGCAGUAUAUCCGCCUGCUCGACAAUGGCCACGUCUCGCCUUCGACAGCGUCAGCAAUGUCGACCUCAACCCCGCCAACUACAUGUACCCUCCUUCUACACCAAUCAUUACAGUUGAGGCCAUUUGCGCCAGCGAUGACGCGCUUCUGGCCAAGAUUUCCUGCCUCCCAUCGUCCGAGAAAGACAUCGCAUGGCCAACUUGUGAGCUUGAUGAGUUCAAGCCGGCUAAUGCCACUGAGGGCAACACACUGCCGCCGGCCAAGCGGUACAAAUUGGUUGAACGGCUCAGAUUCUUGUCCCGUACGCCAUUCGAAGGCGGCUUCCCAUUCGCCAUCACCAGCAUCAGAUCCGCGCACGAGAAUGGCAGCAAGAUGGGACGCCAAUUGUGGAAGUUGCGUUACGACACGACCAUCUGGUGCUGUGCGGCCACCCCUGCCAUCUACAUCUGCUUGCAAAGUAUCUACGGCAAUCAAGGACAAGGACAAGCCGGUAACGGUCCGAGCUUCCUGGCUUUUCUGCGACUCAAGUUUGGCGCUAUUGGAUCAUGGAUCUGGAACGUCUUCUUGGGCACUUUGUUGCACUACGGCUUCUUUGCACCGCUGCGUUUGGCGCGCGAUAUUGCUCUGUGGCUCUGGUCACUACCUGGCCGCUCCGUACGAGCUUGCCUGAGACUUGCUCGCGGCUGUCGAAACAUCGCUGUCGCCGCCGCUGCCGCCACCGCUGUCGCCGUGGUCGGUUUGCUGGAGUCUGUUGCUGUCGUCGUGGGGUCAUACUUGCCAUCGAAAGACAACAUCCUAGCACUCUUCAGCCUCAUGAAGCGCGGAGUUAUCUGGCUCUUCGCGUCAGCAUCCUGGAUGCUGAUGCCACUCUUCCAUGGCUUUAUCUGGUUAUGCGGCAACCUAGCAUGGGGCACACUCACAGCCGUUAAGGUAGUCUUCAGGGCGUUACUUGAGAUCUGGGACGAUCGUCGGCAGACCAUCGAAAAGAAAGUCAAAGAGCUCGUAAAGAAAUUUGAAGAGCUCGCAAACAUCAAAGUCGCCAAGGAGGAAACCGCAAAGCUCCAGAUCAAGGCCAAACUCGACCAGCUCGAGAUCGAUUUUGCGGAUCUGAAGACGGCUCACAAGAAGAAGCUUGCAGAUCUCAAGACCGAUCACAAGAAGGAGGUUGCGGAUCUCAAGGCGUCUAUCAAAAAGGGCGACGACAUGAUGAAUAAGCUCCGCUGGGACACCGAUGAUUGCGAGGCCCAGCUUACGCAGAAGGACGAAGAGCUCAAGGAGAAGGAUGCGCAGAUCAAGGAGAAGGACGCGCAGAUCAACACCAUGCAGCGUGGUAUGAAGAACCUCAACUCCAGGAUCCGAGACCAGGACUCGGAGGCUGUGAAGAAAAUCGGUCGCGUCGAGCAGCUUGAGAAGGAGCUGCGCGAUGCGAAAGCGUCAAAGCCAGUUAUUACGCAAAUUGAUGGCAAAUCUUCCACCUUCGUUUCUCCCGCCAAGACGAAGUUUGUGGCUCCUGCUGCUGCUGAGGUGGCUACACAAGGCAGCGCAAGCGUUGUCAGCGGAGCAGUCUCACAUGCUCUAGUCUUCACAAAGCCCAGCUUCCAAAGCCUGCAAGCUGUUGGUCAUGGAACUUCGACGGCUGGACCUUCUCAGCGAGCUGAUACAAAGAAGCCGAAGCCAGUAUCUUCUCAGCCAGCAGUGACAGGCGAUGAUGCGCCGUCUGAGGUGCCUAUUGCUGGUAAGGUAGUCCCCUCCCAGCGGCGCAAUACACGGAACGAUCUACCCCGUCAGCGGCUUGCCAGAGUCGCUGCAUUCUCUUCAAAGUCAGCUGGUCCAAAGACGACAAAGUCUUCUCAGAAGCCUGUCACAGACAAGACAGCACCUUCUCAGCCAGCUGCUACAAAGGAGACGGCACCGUCUCAGCCACUUGCCACCAAGGUUGCAGCCGUGGAGCCUCGUACAGUUGAGUCCAAGUCGAUGUCUGAUAUGUCAUCGACACCGAAGCCAGCUGCACCUCAAGUCACAAGUCAAGCUGCGCAGACGUCUCAGCCGACUACUGUCAAAGCUGCAGGUCAGGCCGUCGAGAGCUCUCAGCCGGCUAUUUUCCCAGUCUCGAAUGAAGUUGAGCAGAACACUCAGUCGAACACUGCCACAUCUCCGAGCGAGGCUGCUUCGGUUCCCGAAUCAGAUGCUCCCACGGCGCCAGGCAACGUUGCUGAGGCUUCUCCAUCAGGGGCGCAGGAAGUCGUUUGUGAGGCCGCCAGCAGCAGUACACAAGCCAACGGUUACACUCCAUCUACCACAGUUAAGGAAUCGGAGCCUGCGGUGGAUGCCCUUCGGAUCGCUCUUCCUCACAAGACGCUUGCUGACAGCAAGCACGUCUCGUGGCGUCAGUUUCCUCCGCGCUCUUCACCACCACCAUGGCUCUACUUGUCCAAGGCCGAGUUGGAGGAGCAGGUCCAGCAGCGUCAUGAAGCUGAGGAGCAGCGACUGACUUAUGAUGCCGAUCUUUAUGCGCUGGAAUCUGCAAUGGAGGCUAUUGCCAUGAGCCCAAAGGCUGAUUCGUUCCCUGCGCCAAUGCCUGCAGCCGUUUCUCUUGCCACCGAAAGCAACGUCGGUUCUACGCAGCAGGACCCGAUCGACCUGACCGGUAGCGACGAUGCUGCUCCAGAUGCGAUGGUAGUUGAUGCGGUCGUACCUUCCACUCCCACUGCCCCAAGCAACGCUCCAGCUCAGCCAGAGAUCCUUUCGAUUGACAAGGGCAAGGGUAGGGAUGAGUCCGCUCCUGCUUUGGCUAUCGCUGCUCCUUCAGAGACGAUGGAGGUCGACUCGGACGAUUCAAUCUCGAGUUCUCCUCCUGGACCUGAGAUCGCUGCUCCUUCCACGGCUCCCCAAGUUGACAUGACCGACGACUUUGACACGGAUUCUCCAAUCAAGCCUGUCAUUGCUGCUCCUCCUACGGCGGCUCAACCGGGUCCUGGUACGGGCUUCUCCGGUGAGAACUUCGCCAGGAUGACCUUCUUCGGGGGUGGCACUUCGAAUGCCGCGGCUAGCACAGUGCAGUCUCCUGCUACUCAGCCGGCAUUUUCUUUUCCAUCUGCUCCUGGUACUGGAUUCGGCGGUUUCGGUGGGCACACUAGUGCAACAUCAUCUGGAAGUUCGCAGCUAUCGACUUUUGGUGGCGCUACGCAGUCCCAGACUGCCUCGCAGCCAGAGCCACCGUCAUCUGCUGCGUUCAAAUUCGGGCUGACGCCUAGGACGACAUGGUUCGCUACCACACCAAAGGCUGACAAGCCGUCGCCUACUGAAACCCAACCUGCUCAGCCAGCACCCACAUUCAGCCCCUCUGGCGUCGGCACACUGAGCUCAGCGACAGCACCUGGAAUUUCGCAAAGCACGACUUUCGGUAGCAUGGCUCCACAGGCCGCUCCUCUACCAACGGCUCAAUGGAACAACUCUGCUUCAACGUCUGUUCCAUCUUCUCAGCCAGGCACGUCUGGCACUCCGCAGAGCCAACCGGCCACUCGCUCAAGUCUGCCGUGGGGUCGAGCCGAACGGGCGAGAAUGCUGAACCGUGCAAAAUCAUCGGCUUCGAGCUCGCAACCCAUGCAGGUGCCCGACCUCGGCGUCUUGGACUUUGAUAGUGCCAAUGUGACAGGUCCUGCGCUUGCCUCCUCAGCUCAUCAGAGUACGACCACCUCUGUGGCGGAUCACAGCAGUGCUGGUGAUGAUGUCGAGGUCAUGGAUGCGCCUCCGGUUGCAGCAGCGCCACCUCCUCCUCCUCCGCCGUCGGCACCUAUGGUUCAGCCGCCACCUCCGCCACCUCCAAGCAACGCGCCUGAGGUUGAGAUGGGUGCUGACGAUGAAUUGAUCUCACCAAUGCCCGAGUCUGCUCGACUGGCGGUACCACCUUCUAGUCUUGUACCAGAAGUCCAGGUGGCUUCUGCACCAACUUCCACAGUUACGCUGCCUGGGCUGGUUUACUUGUCCGAUCCAGAAUUCAGCACGGCCAAUGCUGCUACCAGCGAUACUCCUGGUGCUCAGAUGGAUGCUGACGACGGAACGAUUUCGCCGCUACCUCAAUCUGCAGUACUUGCGCCACCGCCCCCAAGCCUUGUACCUGAGACCCAGACGAUUUCUGCGCCAGCUCCUACAAGCACACUGUCCGAGAUCGGGAACUCCAUCGCUUCUGCAAACAGCACGACCGGUGCUCCCUCUACUACUGUGCGGCCUGGACUUGAAAAUGUCACUCCUGCGCCGACGAAUUCUGAUCCAUCUGGUGCAGCCGCUUUUUCUGUUGCUCCAUCAGCGACAUAUAUCAAGCAGGGGCUCAAUAACGGGAAGCCGAUGCUCGUCAAGAAGCCAAAAGCGGAUCCUAACGCUAUGUUCGCUAAGAAGAAGACCAAGCCAGUCUUUCCGUCGAGCGUUCAGCCCACGUCGACUGCCGGACCAAGUGCGGUCAGCAGGCCUGCUCAGAGCACCAGCAAUGCUCCUACUCAGAACACCAACGACGACUUGGUACUCGCCAAUCGGCCUGGUGGGAGUCGCGCCAGCUCAAACACCUUGGGCUCUGGUACGAGUGCUGCUAUUCCUAAUCGUACUGGUACAGCUAUGGACACCGACUCUAUUCCCCCGGCUACUAGCACAACCGCUCAUUUGCCACCAGCUUCCCCGAUUCAGAACCCGAAGAAGUCGAAAGAUGUGCAUGAUCCACAGUCCGGACCCAGCACAGCACCAGUACGCGGCGCCACCCAAGCACCCCCCCUUGUUCCCCCAACCUCGAUCCAGGUACCUCAACGUGCCGUCAACGCCGUCCGUACCGCCCAAGGCUCGAUGGUGCCUAGACCGCUCAUCUUGACCCCACAGUCCUGGCAUGACGCCGCCAUUGCGAACGCAGCCAUGGUGCUGUUCGGAGGCACCAACGGCACCUACUUGCUGUAUCAGGAACCCGGCGACUUCACCUUCUCCUUGAUGGGCGCGAUCGUGGAGAGUUGGAACAACCAGCACGGCCACCGUAACGGCAUGCCGCUCGACUACGUCGACUUCCUUGGCGUGUGGGAGAAUAACGAGCUUGGCAAUGGGUUUGCUAAGGACCCGAGAAACUUGCCGCCUGGAUGGAGCACCACCGGUCCCGACGGUGGUCAGCUGAGACGAUUCGGUGGCAUGCUCGAAGAUGCUCUUAUGUUCCUGCUCAGAUGGAGAUGGCCGCGUUCCAUGAAUCGGCCGAGAAUUGUGUAUGUGAGCAACAACGGGUUUUCGGCAAACUACUUUGAUACGAAACCUCCUAAGAACGAGGAUGGGGUGACUGAUGCCCUCGUGUUCGUGGUGUGCGACUCAGUUGCCGAUGACGCGCUGUGGUAUGCUGCGAGUGCGAGGGAGCGGAAUGUUGAGCACUCGGGGGAGCAGGGACGACCUCCUCGUUAUAUUGGGAGUGACGAUAACCCACCUAGUUCUGGUCCUGAUCUGGGAUCUUCUGGUGGUGCAGGUAGUGGCGGUGGUCCUUCGGAUACUGCUGCUGGGAAGAAGCCCGAAAUUGGUGAUCCUUAUUCGCACACUCAUGGGCAGGGCGCAAGUGCUCAGGGCCCUGGUCAGUCAUAUCAGGCGAGCGACUCAUUCUCCAACGUCUAUGAUGCUCAGGACUCUAUGCCUAUGGACACCAACGACCUCAUCCACGACGGUAUUGCCACCAACCAGCCAGCACCAGCCCCAGCGCCGACCGGCACUACCCCUCGAGGCACCUACUACAACAACCUGACCGGCAGAACCGAGCCCAUCCCUGAAGGCUUCCACAUCGACAACGCAUGGGGGCACCUCACUGCCGACGGAUCCUACUGGGACGGUCUCGCGGAAUGCGAAGUUCCGAAUGGGUACUACUAUGACAGAUCUGUCGGCUUGGCUAUUCCUGUGCCGGUCGGGUUCUACUUGGAUCAAUCUGGGGAGCUGCAUAGGAACGAGUUCCUGCCUGACUCGGAGCUGCCCGCUCCAGCGAACCCCAUUGAUGUUGGCUAUGGGCCUGCAGUGCUGAUCCGUCCACCUCCACCUCAACUCAGAGCUACAGCGCCGCCGAUUACUGAAGCUCAGCGCAAGCGCGAGGCCACCAGAGUCGCCGCAGAGCAUGAUCCCCUGGUCACUGGUUCGAUGUAUCAGGAUGAGGGUGGCGAAGGCCAGAUGGAGCGAGCCGAUGCAGCGACGAUGGCGAGAAGAAAUAUCAAGAUUCCGAAGGGCAAGUCUAAGGUAGCGCGGGCGGCGGCUGCAGCUGAUGCGGACACGCAGCGGAAGUUGAUGGAGGAGACGAAGCAGGCGGGGCUUCCUCCGGAGUAUGAGAGUGAUGAGGAGAGUGAGGAGGAAUGA
Molecule: messenger RNA, 6471 nt
Organism: Cyphellophora attinorum
Lineage: Eukaryota; Fungi; Ascomycota; Eurotiomycetes; Chaetothyriales; Cyphellophoraceae
Exons: 2
Coding region: 1-6471 (2156 amino acids)
Source: RefSeq, a predicted model, not a curated record